CUCCAUAAACCAUCACAAGCAACUUCCACAUAAAAGCAACUCUCUCUCUGAUAAAAGUCCAAGAACACAAACAAGUCAGCUACUACAAUGUCAAUCUCAAAAGUCUCUCUCUGUCUGAUCUUUCUCACCUUCCUCACUUCUCCACUUGUGCUAUGCUCUCGCAGCCCAAAAAUGGCGGUAGCAGAAUCAGCCGCAAUAGAGAAGAAGCUCCAGAAAACGCAUGUUCAUCCUCCGGUAUUGCCUGUUCCUGAAUCCACCGAGGUUUAUUCAUCACCCUCCAUGGUCAAGAUUGAUGAUGAACCUGCAACAAAUUCUGCGAUAUCCGGGUUUUUCAGGUCUAAAUUCCCAUUCCAAGGAUGGCCUUUCCACAAGUAUGGCUCUUUCCCAAUGGCUAAGCCUGCAAGUCCUUCUGUUCCUACCACAACACCGGCUACUGGAGCUGAGGAAGAGGAAUCUGAGAAGGUGCCUUCUUCACCAAGCAAAGGAAACAGAGAUGGUGGCAACGCAUGAUUAUAUGAAGACAAGAAAAUGUACUUACUACUAAAACCUUAUCGUGUUUAAUGACGGUUGAAUCUUUAUCCACUAAUUUUACAUAAAUGUAUCGAAUAAAAAUGUAUCAUGUACUAUAAAUGCUAUGUGACAUUUUACAUGGAUAAUGAAAUGAAUACAAUUAAUCUUA
This is a messenger RNA of Raphanus sativus (radish), 679 nucleotides long. RefSeq lists its product as uncharacterized. NCBI's taxonomy places the organism in Eukaryota, Viridiplantae, Streptophyta, Magnoliopsida, Brassicales, Brassicaceae. The coding region runs from base 88 to 510 and encodes 140 amino acids. The transcript has a single exon. The record is from RefSeq and is a predicted model, not a curated record.